AUGCAUGGAGUGAAAAGAAGGGAAUGGACUAAAGAAUUGCUAAGGCAAAAACGCGAGAAGGAACGUCAAGAAAUAUUAGAUUAUAGAAGCCUGACUGAUGAAGUGCUAGCUUUGAAAGAUCGUGGAGUUCUAGAUGCAGACUCCCUUCUCAAGACUACACGUCUAUUGAAUGCGAAUCCUGAGCUCAAUGUGGUGUGGAAUUAUAGACGCCAGAUAAUAAAGUCACUUUCGUCUACACUUGACGUGGGUUUUUGGGAUGGGGAACUGAUGUUUACCAUGGAGAAAUUGAAAACUCAUCCAAAGGUGUAUUGGAUAUGGAAUCACAGAGUGUGGUGCUUAGAAAACUACCCAAAUUCCCCAUUAAAAAUAUGGUUAACUGAAUUGGGUAUAUUAAGCAAACUCUUAGAAAUGGAUGCCAGAAACUUCCAUGGUUGGCAUUACAGAAGAUUCAUUGUUAGAAAUCUAGAAAGAAUAAAGCAGGAAAGUCUCGACUCUGAUGAAUUUGCUUAUACUACGAAGAAAAUUAAUCAAAACAUAUCAAACUUCAGUGCCUGGUUCCAAAGAACUGCAUUGAUAGAAAACAUGAUUGAAAGAAAUGAAAUAUCAAACAUUGAUAGCUUUAUUGACUCUGAGCUUGAAUACAUCAAGAAUGCAAUGUUUACAGAUGCGGAAGAUCAGUCGGUAUGGACAUACCUUAUUUGGUUUAUUAGAGAUAGUGCCUUAAAAGAGCAUAUGAAACAGGAGAAAUAUAGUUCUAUUUUGAAAGAGUUCACAGAGAAUAUUAUACUAAUUAACAAUGAUGAUAUUAGCUUCUCUGGUAAGGAAAAUAUAUGGUGUUUGAAAACUUUGUUAGUUAUAGAAGAUAUUCAAUGUAACGUACUUCAUGAAGAUAUACAGCCAAAGUCUAAGGAAUAUCUUGAGAAAUUGAUUAUCAUUGAUCCAUUGAGAAGAAAUAGAUAUAAAUUCCAAUUGGAAUCACUUUGA
Kluyveromyces marxianus DMKU3-1042 is the source of this 984-nucleotide messenger RNA. It is a transcript of the gene BET4, whose product is annotated as Rab geranylgeranyltransferase BET4. Gene Ontology annotation, cellular component: cytoplasm; Rab-protein geranylgeranyltransferase complex. The record is from RefSeq and is a predicted model, not a curated record. Lineage: Eukaryota; Fungi; Ascomycota; Saccharomycetes; Saccharomycetales; Saccharomycetaceae. Gene Ontology annotation, molecular function: Rab geranylgeranyltransferase activity. The coding region runs from base 1 to 984 and encodes 327 amino acids. Gene Ontology annotation, biological process: protein geranylgeranylation. The transcript is spliced from 2 exons.